AUGUCUGACGCGCAACCCCCUCUUACUUGGGAAACAUCAACCCACACUCAGCCUCAACUGGCUACCUCUUUACCCUCUGAAGUCGUCAACUGCCUGGAGAAUGCUCGCUACCUUCAUCUGGCAACCUGCACAGAGCUGCAACCGCAUGUUGCCCUCAUGAACUACACCUACCUUGCCUCACAUCCCUUCGCCAACUCUGCCUCGCAAAUGCCGGCCGGUCCCGUGAUCAUCAUGACUUCGAACCCUGCCUCGCGCAAGACUGUCAACCUCACCGCAAAUCCAAACGUCUCGCUCCUUGUACACGAUUGGGUCUCGCAUAGACCUGCUACCAACAACAGAAACUCGUCACCCGAAGGCCGUAGAGCUCCUGGCCGUAGCUCCCUAGCUGCCCUGCUUAUGGGCAUGAAUACAACUCAGAUGGGCUCAAUCAGUGCCACCAUUAACGGUACUGCUGUCGUCUUGCCGGUCGGAUCAGAAGAAGAGAAGUGGUGCAAGCUACAGCAUCUAGAGAACAACACUUUUGAGAGGGAGGAUGCAUCACAGAACGUUCUAAGCCGCUCAACGAGCAACCCUGAGGAAGAAGAGGCCAACAGACAGUCCUUCUUGCAGGACGAGGAGAUAAGAGUAGUCGUUGUCAGGAUAAGAGAAGGCAGAAUCGCAGACUGGAAGGGAGGUGUCAAGGACUGGGUUCUUGCUCCUACUACCGAGGGUGCUGGCAACCUCGUCAAUGGUCUAUGA
This is a messenger RNA of Aureobasidium melanogenum CBS 110374, 738 nucleotides long. RefSeq lists its product as uncharacterized. NCBI's taxonomy places the organism in Eukaryota, Fungi, Ascomycota, Dothideomycetes, Dothideales, Saccotheciaceae. The coding region runs from base 1 to 738 and encodes 245 amino acids. The record is from RefSeq and is a predicted model, not a curated record. The transcript has 2 exons. Gene Ontology annotation, cellular component: nucleus; cytoplasm.